Molecule: messenger RNA, 1315 nt
Organism: Argiope bruennichi
Lineage: Eukaryota; Metazoa; Arthropoda; Arachnida; Araneae; Araneidae
Product: acetylcholinesterase-1-like
Exons: 4
Coding region: 95-1177 (360 amino acids)
Biological process (GO): acetylcholine catabolic process; choline metabolic process
Cellular component (GO): plasma membrane
Molecular function (GO): acetylcholinesterase activity
Source: RefSeq, a predicted model, not a curated record
AUAUACUUAUAAAAAGUGCCGACAUCAGAAAUAUGCUCAGUUUGUCAUAAUUUUUACUCCCGUUUUCACUUCCAAGUAGCUCUACUUUUAAAGCAUGUAUGAUAUGUAUAUGGCGCUUCAGUGGGUGAGAACUAAUAUAGCAUCAUUCGGUGGCGACAAAGACCUCAUCACUUUGAGUGGCGAAAGUGCAGGAGCCAUAUCCGUCAGCUUGUUCUGUGUGUCACCGCUGACCAAGGGUAUGUUCAGCAGAGCCAUCAUGGAAAGUGCCUCGGCCAUCUUACUCACACCCACCGAACUGCAGAAUAACCUGAAUUUCAGUCAACAGAUAGCAAAGAUUGUCGGUUGUGCAUCUGACACCAAAACGAUUGAGAGCGAUCCGAAAUCUGUUGUUGGCUGCCUCAGAAAUCAAAAUGCCACUGAUCUUGCCAUUGCGCUCUGGUCUUUAGAUCCCACAGCCACUAUAUAUUACUGGCCUCAAUUCGGUGACGAUCUCUUUCCGACAAACACUUUAGAUGAUAUCCGUAAUGGCAACUUUCACAAUGUCCCCCUCUUCAUUGGCAACAACCGGGAUGAAGGGUCCUUCUUUAUCACCACAUCCGAUCCCAAAACAUUUGGAUUCUUUGGACAGAAAGACACCUAUGUCAACAAGACCUAUGCAGAUCAGGUGAUCCACAAAUUCUUCAGCACCUAUAACAAUAUUGAAGGAGUUUUUCAGUAUUAUUUCGCGGAUGUGCCAAAUAAUGAUUAUGGGGAAAUCAGGAGUCAACUCUACACUGCAGUUGGAGACACGACUCUUUUAUGUGCAACUGUCUACUUUGCCGAGAGAUACGCAGGAACAUAUGAUGAUACCUAUUUUUACUUUUUCCUCCAUAGACCUAGUAACAGUGUGUGGGCUCCAUGGAUGGGGACGACACACUUUGAUGAAGUACAAUUUGUAUUUGGAGAACCUAUUCGGAAGCCUGAACUUUACCAGCUUGAUGAAGUAACACUCAGCAGGAAUAUGAUUGAAAUUUGGACAAAUUUCGCUAAAUAUGGGUAUCCUACCUUUAACUGGCCGAAAUACUCCAACGACACUCAUGAUUUAAUUUACUUAGAUACAACGUUUAAAACAGGCAUUUAUGGCACUGGUCCUCAUCUUAACAACUGCAAUUUCUUACGAAGUCAUUUCGGAUUUUAAUUUUUUCAACAUCUUGCAAGUGAAUUGUUAUUCGACGCCACUUUCUCUAAUGUCGCAUAUAAUGUCAGUUAUUGUAUCAAAAAACUGAAAAAUCUUGCAGCUGUUUGUUGAAUAACUCAAUAAAGAAGUGUGACUUCA